Babesia bigemina is the source of this 5859-nucleotide messenger RNA. RefSeq lists its product as hypothetical. NCBI's taxonomy places the organism in Eukaryota, Apicomplexa, Aconoidasida, Piroplasmida, Babesiidae. The transcript is spliced from 2 exons. The coding region runs from base 1 to 5859 and encodes 1952 amino acids. The record is from RefSeq and is a predicted model, not a curated record.
AUGACCUCCAUUAAUUAUGACCAUAACUUAGCCUUGAAGGACAUUGACUCCAAGCUCAUUAGCCUUGGUCACCUGGCUGGACAGCUUGGCGGAUUUGUUGGUGAGAGUGAGAGUGUUAAGGAAGCUGUUAUAUAUGCUAUUAAAGCUUAUUUCGACACUAAUGAAGAUCUUAAAACUGACCUAAAUGAUGCUUACUCUUCUCAUGUUACUAAGCUUUCUGAGUCUGUCAAGUCUGUUGACCAGGCUGGUGACAACCAGAAAAUUAGUGAGCUUAGUCAGCGAGUUACUCAAGAAAUUAAUGACAUAAAUCAACGUAUUAAUAGCCCUAAUAACCUUUAUAAUCUUCCUUCUUCCCCCUCUCCCUCUGCUGAGCUAGCCAAAUUGCACUCCAAGUUGGACGCUUUGAGGAAAGUGGAGGAGCUUUGUGAAAAUUAUAAGAAUCUUAAAAAUGCAUCAAAUAAUCCUAAAAACCUCUUAGAUAAUUUAUGUGACGGCCUUCAGACUUUUCUUGGUUACGAUAAGAACUCCAAAGGCUACACUGGCCAGGGCAUUGUCUACUCCGACCUUGACAGGCUGUGUGACGGGGUGAUGGGAUUUUUGAGUGGUGUUCUCAAAGACGUACAUGAAAAUGAUAACCUUUCACCUUACAAAAACACAUUAGAAACAGCAGUAAAUACAUUAAAUGAAAAUCUCAAUAAAGGCAAAAAAGGUUUGCAGGCUGUGAUUGAGCCGGUCAAGAAGGGGAUUGCGGGGUGGUUGGGGGAGGUUAAUGAAAAAAAUAAAAAAGUGAUGAGACCUUUAGAAAAUCUUUUAGAAUCAUUAAAUGGACACAAAUCUGCUAAUAUGGAACAUAAUCCUAUUACUGAUCAAUUGGCUACAUGGCGUGGAUUCUCUAGCUUAUAUGUUCAGGACGUCGAAAAAUCUGAGCAUGCCUUAAAUGAUAUUGACGGUAUUUUAAAAACACAAGUAGAGCCAAAAAUAGACUUAAUAAGACAUGUGGUUAGAAAUUUUUGGACGUCAGUUAAUGAUGACAGUGUCAUUAAUUCUGUUAGUGACUUGACUGAUAAAUUUUUGCAGCAUCGUAGUGAAAUUAAUGACCUAAUUACGAAUGACAUACAGAAAGUACUUGAAGCUUUGAAUGAGAAUUAUACCACUAUUGAAAAUAAAAUCGAUAACAUAAAGCAGCAAAAACGUGCUCAUAUGCAACACAUCGUUGACGCCGUGUCAAAAACUCAGCAGUUGGUGGACGGUUUACUCGACGCUUCGGAAAAGGGGUUUGAUAAAAAUUAUCAUCAGCAGAUUUCAAAACUUUUCACCACGAUAAAGACCAAUAUUGAGAGAUUUGCUAGGGAUAAUGGCACCGACACUAUGCUUCAGACGCAAUUUAGCAUUGUGCAGACAGAAGUUAAGGGUCUGGAAGAUGAUGUACGCGCUGGGUUAGAAGUUUUAGAGAGCCACAUAAGUGGGAUCGACAGACGUAUUAAUGAUGAUUUCAAUGACAAUAAUAUUCUGAAAUCCGAGAUGUCUGCUCUUCAAACGGCAAAAGAGGCGCUUGAAAAAUUGACUGGUAAGAAGAAUAAUGACGAUGGAAAUCUCGAGAAUAAUUUCGAAAAUAAGAUCAAGGGGUUGCUUAGUAGUUUGUUAACACAAGUGGAAACUGCGAUCGGAAAGCUUCACGGUGUUGUUACAACAGGUGAUGCAGGAGAAGGAAAGGAAGCAGGUAAUCAAAAAAUUGAACUCAUUAUCAAGCAUAUUCAAGAACAGGUGGACAGGAUAAAUAAGGGUGAACUGGGAAACCAUUCAGGUAUACAUGGGAUAUCUGCGAAUCUUGACGAGUAUGCUAGGCAGUUCAAGACCAAAUUCGAGUCUGCUAUACGAACGAUGGUUCAAGGUAUCGUGUCAAGUGAAGGCGCCAUAAAGCAACAUAUCGAUCAGUAUGUUAAUAGUGCAAGUAUGCGAAGUCUCCGUACUAGGCUAAACAAGAAUACUGUUAAAGAAGCACUUAAGCUUUAUGUUAAAGCUUACAUUUCUAAAUUACUUAUGGAUGCUGCUGCGAAUGCCGCCGGACUGGAUGGCAUUAAAACAUUAAGUGAGCUUUUCGAUAAGCUGAGCAGAUUUGGGCGAUAUCUAGAAGGUUAUCUGAUCAGUGAUCAGAAUGCCGAACAGACACUUAGCGGUGCUGUUGUAGAAAUUGAAGGUUACCUACAGUCAAAAGGUAUCCAAGUACUUCCUGACCAAGCGCCUCUCAGAUUGGCCAUAAGGAUUCUACUGGCGUGUCUACACUCCGGUGCCAAAGGUGCAGUCGAUGAUAUAUCCGUAUUUAUCAGGGAUUCGGAUUGUAGUAAGCUAAGAACCGUAUCACAUGUGAGCCAAAUACUUGGUGAAAGACUUAAAACGGUGAUGAGAAUGGGUAUAAAUGGCACUAACUACGCGUCUGCCGUUGACGACGCAAUUAAGGCUGUCAAAACCGAGGUUGAGCAGAACCUUGUCACAAAGUUCAAUUCCGAGGUCAAAAAUGGACUUCCUAGCGCCAUCACUAAAUUCCAUAACAAUGCCAUAAAGCAAGUCAUAGGCGGGGCUAAAACCGCAAUCACGGAGGCGCUUGAUAAAUUUAAAAUAAAAAGCGGGGAAAGCCAAAUCGACGUCAGGUCCAUGAUGACUCAGUUUGACGAAUCAGAGAGAACUCUGCAAUCUGCCGUUCGGCAAAUUAAGCAACAACUCGAUUUACUUAAAAAGGUUCCCAACGAUGUAGACGGCAAAAGACAAAACGCUGAUGACAUUAUGAAACAAUUGAAAUCCAGAAUCCAGAGUCUUCAAUUUCACAUUACAGCCAUUUCACCACGCGUGGCCAAUGCACAGAAAGCCUUCGAUUCAGCCAUUGCACAACUUGAUGAUUCCGUACGAGAUGCCAAAAGCAAUGCCAACCUUGCCAUGUCGGCGCUAAAAAUAAGCUUGCAACGCGGGAUUGGUGAAGCAUUUGGUGACCUGGAAGAUGGUAUUCAGCAAUUGUUCGCAGCACAAAAGAAAGCCGAGUUACAGGCCAUUCACGCCUCAGUAUCGGAUGAGCUCCCCAAAAUUAGAAGCGCCAUCGAAGAAGAUUUAGCGAGCGGUAUAAAGGGUUUAAUGAAGUGGAUUAAUAAGCAAGAAAAUGAAGUUACUAGAAUUCAAGAGGUUUUAGCUUCUUUAACUACGCCGACCCAUCCAGCUGCAACAGCGAAGACUUAUAGUGAAGUAUUCCUCCAAAUAUCCGAGUAUUUCAAAAAUUAUGUGGACUUAAUUUUACGUUAUGCUCAACAUGAAGUGAGCUACGUUAUUGGCGAUUCUAGUAAAAGUAGGCGCCAGCCCACCGAGCAGUCCGAGCGGGUCAGAGACAUCAAAACCGUACUGGACAACUUACUAAAUUACCUCAACAAAAAUUCAACAAGGCACUGUAGUUUUGAUCACAUAUAUGCGUCUUAUUUAACGUCUCUCAAUGACUCUCUUAGUAAGCUCGCCACCCUCUCCUCUUCCACCUCCGCCCUCGACCCCCAAGCGCUGCCGGACGCAGGACGGCCCGUGCUCAAGGCGCUGCAGGCAGGGAUGCUGGGAUUCGUGGGAGAGUUGGGGAAGGGGUAUGUGAGUAGGUACUCGAUGGAAACGUUUAAAGAAGGGUUGACUACACCUAAAGGAAAAGAAAUCACAUUAACCGAUUACGGCCGGAAGUGCGCGAAGGUGUGUCUCAGCAUAGUGCCUAUGGUGAGUGCAGACAUGAGAGUUAUUUAUGAGAAAUGUAACAUUGGAGGGGAGUGGCUUAAUAAGAAAAUUAAUUCGAAUACAUAUCUCGGCGAAUUCUUCGCUCAGCGGGGAUAUAAGGUUUCGACCAAAACGGACAGCCAUGACGGUAUCUUGCGCAAUAAGGAUGAAUGCCAAGGCUCAAAUAUUAAGGGUUUCCUGACGAAAAUGUUAAGUACAGCAGCCAUCAAUAACUUGACGGACUGUUUGCGCUGCUAUCACUAUGUAUGCCAUCUCAGGGUUACGCCAUCACCGAAGUCUCCUACAACAGUUUUCGCGAUGCUUAAGUGGUGUGCUGGUUUGCGGUACAACGCGAUGCUAAGCAAAGUCGAAGAUUACACUAAAACGUUGUUCUCGAAACCUAAGAAAUAUGAGGAUCGUGAUUAUAAAGAUAUUUCCGUUAAUGAUCUCCAACUAGUCGGCACGUCAACCAUUAAGCCUAGGGACGUAUGCGACGCGAUUUACGAUGUAUGUAGAUACGCAAAAACAAUAUUGAUCGCGAUCCUCGGACACGGCCAUAACGACGGCGUAUAUGCUUGUGACUUCAGCGCAAACGAAGAUGGGUUUUCGUAUCCGGUCAAUCCGGCGGACUGCUUCGAUACGCUCGUAGAUGUUGCGUACAGACUCCAUGACCAACUUUAUUUCCUCUUGGUGCAGUGUCAACGCACAUCGAAGGCUAAUAGCUGGCGCGAUUGCUGGUAUGGUAGGUACGUGGGCGGAUCAGAUUGGAGGUGCAACACCUUACAAUGUGCCAACCAAGACUGUAACCAAAAAGGCAACCAAAAGCCUAACCAAAAAGGUAACCAAGCGGCUAACCAAAUAUGUGAUGAACAUCCUAAGUGCGGUGUCAAAUCUCCUCUCCAGUCAUACUUAGAGGAUGGUUUGCCUGGCUUCCUACCACAUAAAUUCGACAAGGUUGGCUGUAAGGCGGAGUGCACUGUGUCGAACCACCGGGGCAUAACGUGCAAAACGCCACUAGGAUUUGGUAACAUUAGCAACGUUGCAUCGCAUACUAAGCAAGGCGAGCACAUUGGGAACGCUCUCGAAAGAUUCUGUGGAAACUCGGGUAGCCCUCUUAGCCAAUUGUGUAAAUAUUUGACGUGCUUAUUAAGUACGCCGCCUAAGACAUUAGGUGACAUGUUUGCCUUUUACUAUAAUUUCCUGUAUGGGUGGCAGAUUAAAGGACAAGGCAAGGACGACGACAAGGCGCACAGAGAGGAUGCAUUUGAUGAUGCAGUCACCAAAGCUUAUUUCGGAGAACGAUACACAGAUAUGAAUGUAUCACUUCUGUUCGAUCGUAAUCAUUCGGAGCAUAACAAAAAUCGUGACUUGUUAAGUCUCGUUUGCGGGGGUGACAGCAAAUCAGUAACCAACUGCGGCCGAUAUCUACAACCUAUCAGCGCUAAUACAUGGACUGUGUUUUCCAAACGAAACGCAGCCAACUAUCUGUCGUGGAUUGUCUAUCUCACUGAGUCCUUCUAUAAUUUGCUACAUCAAUUAUAUGAAGAGUGUUGCAAAAAUUGUACAUCGGCUGGCUCACGUUGCCACGGAAAGACCUGCGUCCCGGAUUGCAAAGUCAAAUCUCACUACGCAUCUCUGGCAUCUGCUGCCGAAAGCAAAACCCCUGCCGCCGCACCUACCGAUCACCAUCACAACCAGUUAUGCAAACCCAUAUCCCACUGUCCGUUCACACGUCCCACGUUCUGCAAAUAUGGGUUCGUUUUCAAAAGUCUAUCAAACAUGAGCGGUGAAAACGGCGAAGAGACAAUGCGUACGUGCAAAGAUCUAUGUAACGCAUUGCAGAAAGUUCUGAGCGAUAAAAUCAGUGACGGUGCACCACUCGCCAAAUUGGUACAUGAAGUAAUCCCCAAAUUCAUAUGGGCCAUUAGGGAGAAAUUCUUCUGGACCACCGUCGCCCUCUGGCUCCUCUCCUUCCUGUACCUCCUCCACAUCAUGGUCAUCCGCCUCGACACGCUCCACAUCAAAUCGCAUUUGCAUAGUCCCUCAUCGCAUCGUAUCGCUGCUCAAUCACUACUCGCCGCCGCACGUGUUAACAAGCUUAACAAACUGUUUUACCUGCAACCAUAA